Parasteatoda tepidariorum (common house spider) is the source of this 2350-nucleotide messenger RNA. RefSeq names its product transmembrane protein 209. Gene Ontology annotation, cellular component: membrane. The record is from RefSeq and is a predicted model, not a curated record. Lineage: Eukaryota; Metazoa; Arthropoda; Arachnida; Araneae; Theridiidae.
AAUGACAAAGCUGCUCAUAAUAUUUUGAAACUGGCUGUAUCAGAAAUUGCCAUGAAAUUGUUUAUCUUGCUGCUAGAACCCUCGUGCUUUUGUCAUUUCUUAAAUUAAAGCAAAAAAAGAAAUGUUCCUUUGAUAAAUAAUUGAUUGUUUUAUUAUUAUUACUCAAAAUGGCAUCAUUAAGUUACAGAACAGUUCAGAGACAGAUUUUUGAAAUUACAUGUGAAGUUUUACAAAUGUUGAGAUGUUAUUGUUUACUCGUUUUGUGGCGUCUGUACCGCAAUUUUAAGACAUGUUAUAUCAUUGAAAUUCUCCAAUUCUUGUACUAUAGCCUUUUUUGCAACGAUCGUAAAAUGGAAUGGAAAACGCAUUGGCAAAGUCCAGUAUGUAGGCAUAUUUUGAAGCGCAAAAGUUUGAUAAGUCAGUCCAAAUCAUCCUUAACAUGGGCAGCUUGCUCAUUUCUUCUAACAUUCAUUAUAUAUCUUGAUUUAAAAAGUGCUCUUUUUGCCAGCUUCUUUGGUUACUACUCAUCUGUUGUAUGGACUGUAGAGACAGUUAUUUGUGCAUUGUUUGUUGUUAAUGGAUUUGCAGCCGUUUUUUUUUACAUAAGGUCAGUAGUUACUAAGCCACUAGCAUUAUCCCCAAUGCAACAAAAACUUUUUCGUGUUACUCUGGAUGAACCUGGUUUUGAGAUGAAACAACCAGAAUUAAAUGUUACAGAUUCUAAACCUGAAUCUAUCAGAUUCUCCUCUUUCCGUGAUUCAUUUGACUACUCGCCAUCUUUGUUAUCAGCAACUCCUACUAAUUACUCCAUGAAUAGCUGGUAUAGUUCAUCACCUAGUUACACCGGCCUUGACACCACUAGUUCUUCUUGGAGUUUUCGUCGCAUGUCAUCACCAUUGAGUUAUUCUACACCAAAGUCUCCAGACAGAGUUUCUUUAAGAAGAUUAGAUAAGACAGCAGAUCUUGAAUCAAGUUAUGACCACCCUAUAAAGAAUCUAAAACAGUUGGGUGAGUUUUUAAAAGUCCAAGAGGAAGAAAGACAAAAAUCGAUGUCACAUGAAGAUUCUAAGCAUUUUUAUUCUGGAGUGACCUCGGUUGAGAACAGCCCAAUGUCUGUCUUGGGUAAAUGUUUGUACCAAAGAGCAUACCGGUUACCCAAUGCUGAAUCCACAGAAGACAGCUCUUCAGAAGUUCACUGCGGCGAUAACGUGUUGAAUAAGUUGAAAAUAUCGGAUCGGGUGUUAACGGUUUGGUGUGAACGUAUCCGGAAAUGGAUUUGCCAAACCAUACUUGUGAAAAUCGUGCAAGAAAUUGAUGAGAUCAACAACACCUUAACUGAAAUCAGUUUGCCGGAGCUUCAAAUUGGAAAUGUGAGUUUACUCACUUUAAAUCAACUUGCUAUGUCAAAAUCUCAGAACUUACCUACUCUUUCUGCUCUUCUCCCUUAUCUUGACAUACACUUGAAUCAAGAAUACUUGGUUAAACGGUUAAAAACCCUGGCACGGGGGGGUUGCAUGGGUCAUUUUAAAUGGAAUUCUGGCGGUUCUUUUAAUGAUAAGUCGUGGUGUGAAGAUAUGCCGACUGAUUCUGCAUUGAUAAUGCACGUUUUAUGCUGUUACUUAGAUGCACAGUUGCCGCUACAGCCGCAUUUUCCUGAGGGAAAACCAUUUUCGUCCAAGUAUUUUAGGAAAACGCCUGAAAAGCCGAUUCUUUCCAAAGACUCUUAUUACAUCUAUCAAUCUUGUGUAAAUCCUCCUCAUUUCAAAGUUGCAUUAUAUGAAGACAUUUAUUCACUUCCUAAAGGCCGCAAUAAUUUAUUUUGUACCAUUGCUGUUUUAUUACAUCACAUCAAGACUAAAGAAUGUGGAAUGCUUGGACGUGUUAAUCUCGGAAGAUCUGGUUUAAAUUUAUUAUGGGUAGUUGAUUGAGCUGGUGUGUUAAACCAGUAUGUUUUAUUUUUUCUUAUAAGAGUCUGAGCAACUUCAUCUGCGUACAUCAUUUGAUUCAUAUGUAUUUUUUUGUAAAUAGGUUGUAUCAUGUAUGACAGAUAGUAUUUUUUAACACAUCUUUUGUGAUUUCCAUCAUUAUUCUAUGUCUCAUUAUUCACGCCAUUGACAAUUGCUAACAUCUUGAUAUUGUAUAAUUUGCCAGUAGGUCUUCUGAUUGCUGUGGAAUUAAAACUCAUAUUACUGGCCUUUGAUUUGUUACAAAAUUUUAACUAUGCAAUUGAAUAUACUCUUGAUUGUUAUCUUUAGAGACUUGUGCGCAAAUUAACUUGUCUGAGUUCAAAAUGUACUGUGUAAACUAAAUUUUAGUUAAGAAAUGAAUAUUAAAUUUGAUAUUAUUGAAA